ACCACGCUACACUACACUGUCUCUCUCUCCAAAGGCAGGCGUACAUGUAGGUAUUGGCCUCCAGCUUUUCCUUCCUCCCCUUCUCCUUCUCUCUAAUGAUAUCUUAAGCGGAGGGAGGAAGCCAGGGAGAGAGAAAAGGCUAUAGCUCAAGGCAAGGCCAGGAGCUAGCUCGGGGACAGUCAGUGUGUGUGUGACCUCCCGGAGAGCUCGGUCGCUGCACCACGACUUCACCAGAGAUCAGAUAAUAAUAAGCCCCGGGCUUGUCUCCCAUGGAGGACAUCACCGCGCACCACUUCGGGCUUGGCGCCAGCGGCCAUGGCCACGGCCACCUCCCAUGGUCUUCUUCCUCGCUCAGCGCCGUCGUCGCGCCCCCGCCUCAGCAGCAGCAGCAGCAUCAAGGCUAUCUGGCGCCCAGCCCGCUCUCCCUGAACACGGCGGCGCCCAGCCACGGCAACCCCGUGCUGCAGCUGGCCAACGGCAGCCUCCUGGACGCGUGCGCCAAGGCCAAGGAGCCCUACGCCGCCGAUGUUGAAGCCAUCAAGGCCAAGAUCAUCUCCCACCCCAUUUACCCUUCCCUCCUCGCCGCCUACCUCGACUGCCUCAAGGUGGGGGCGCCGCCGGAGGUGUCGGAGAGGAUGUCGGCGGUGGCGCGGGACCUGGAGCUACGGCAGAGGGCCGGGCUCGGUGGCCUCGCCGCCGCCACGGAGCCAGAGCUGGACCAGUUCAUGGAGGCGUACAGCGAGAUGCUGGUCAAGUACCGGGAGGAGCUGACCCGGCCGCUGCAGGAGGCCAUGGAGUUCCUGAGGAGGGUGGAGUCGCAGCUCAACUCGCUCUCCAUCAACGGCAGAUCGCUGCGCAAUAUCCUUUCCUCCGGCUCUUCUGAAGAAGAUCAAGAAGGCAGCGGAGGAGAGACAGAGCUUCCUGAGAUUGAUGCGCAUGGUGUGGACCAGGAGCUCAAGCACCAUCUCCUGAAGAAGUACAGUGGGUACCUGAGCUCCCUCAAGCAAGAGCUGUCAAAGAAGAAGAAGAAAGGGAAGCUCCCUAAGGAUGCUCGCCAGCAGCUCCUCAGCUGGUGGGAAAUGCACUACAAAUGGCCAUACCCCUCGGAGAGCCAGAAGGUGGCCUUGGCCGAGUCGACCGGCCUUGACCUGAAGCAGAUCAACAACUGGUUCAUCAACCAGAGGAAGCGCCACUGGAAGCCGUCUGACGAGAUGCAGUUCGUGAUGAUGGAUGGGUACCAUCCCCCAAACGCAGCCUUCUACAUGGACGGCCACUUCAUCAACGAUGGUGGGCUCUACAGGUUCGGGUAGGUCUGCUAGCCCUCAUUCUCUGGCCAUGGCCACGAUCGGCUCCAAUGGCCGUGAGUCCCUUAUGCUGACGAAGCACUUGGGACCGAAGAUGAUCCAAGCUUAGUUGAGUCUGUGUGUGCCCGCAUGCGCGCUGGAAGGAUGCCGUAUGCUUAUUUUGUUAAUUAUGUUAUGUACUGGCGUAUCAUUUAUGCGUGGACUCACUUCGCUUUUGUGUGGCUUAUUGCGAUUGACGCGAAACUAUAUGGACUAGUGUUGGCCUGUUGCUACAUGCCCGGCUACGUGCAUGUUUGAAUAAUUUGCAUGCUGAUCUCUAGCUAGCAACUUUCUGCCCAUUCUGGUCAGCUAGUUCUGGCAAGUACAAUCAUCGAUUUAACUUAUUCCAUGUCUA
Brachypodium distachyon (stiff brome) is the source of this 1698-nucleotide messenger RNA. RefSeq names its product homeobox protein KNOX3. The coding region runs from base 270 to 1310 and encodes 346 amino acids. The transcript has 6 exons. Gene Ontology annotation, cellular component: nucleus. Gene Ontology annotation, biological process: regulation of DNA-templated transcription. Gene Ontology annotation, molecular function: DNA-binding transcription factor activity, RNA polymerase II-specific; DNA binding. NCBI's taxonomy places the organism in Eukaryota, Viridiplantae, Streptophyta, Magnoliopsida, Poales, Poaceae. The record is from RefSeq and is a predicted model, not a curated record.